AUGUGCCGGCAGUACGACAAACUCGCGAUGCUGCACGGCCGGCUCGCCAUCUUCAACGCGACCCGCCCGUCCGAGCGGAAUCUCUUCGUGAACAAAUCGCGAAAGAUGCUCUCGUCGAACCUCGAGAUGACCCCCGCCGCGGCGGAUAUGAAGGCGGACCGGCGCUCCCGCAAGCUUUUCAAGGCGGGCGAAGGAGGAGGAGGGGGGGGAAUGCCGGACGAUAUCCUCUUCCCCGCGAUGUUCACGGAGGUCCGCAGCGCGCGGCGGGGGGGCCACCACAUCGUCCGCGUCUCCAGCCGCCUGGCCCGGCGGGGGGCGAAGGCGACCCCCCGCGCCCUCCUCGCCGAGGCCACCGGCCUCGCCCGGCAGGCCCUCCACGCGGCGGAGGGGCCGCUCGACGACGCCUUGGAGGACAUGAGCCUCGGGAGCCGCGAGGGAAGUACCCCCAGCCGGAAUAGCGACUCCGAGGGCGACGAAGACGAAGAAGAGGACGACGACGAACGCCCGGGACGGAAGAAAACGCGCGGGGAAAGGCAACCCACCACGGCGGAAAUGCUCCCCACCCUCCCUUCCGACAGCGAGGAGGAGUUCACGGGGGAUAGCGAGGAGGACGACUUGGACGAAUCCGAAGUCGAAGAAGACAACGACGACGACGAGGAAGACGACGACGAGGAGGACGACGACGAAGAGGAGGACGAGGACGAGGACGAGGAGGAUGAAAUCCCCCCCGAGGCGCUCGAAACCUCCUCCGAGGGCGAUGACGAGGAGGCCAAUAGCGAUGAUGGAAUGGGCGAACAGAUGAGGGAACUCCUGCAGGAGACGCACCGGAAAUCGGGCGGCGACAAGGACGAUCAGGUAGAAUUGCAAAAGGGAAAACGAGUUCGAACGGAUUAA
Messenger RNA from Phytomonas sp. Hart1, 894 nucleotides. The record is from the annotation of a GenBank genome assembly. Lineage: Eukaryota; Euglenozoa; Kinetoplastea; Trypanosomatida; Trypanosomatidae.